AUGGAAAAAUCGAAAAUGAACGCUCACAUGGCAACAAAUGAGCACGUCAGAGGUAGCAAGCAGCCGGCGCCUCGGCGGACGGCGAACACGAUGCUGAUACCCGCGCUUCUGGGCCUCUGUAUAUUGGCCUUCGAGCGCCCCGGCAGAUUCGUCGACGCAGCUGCCUGCAAGGGAUGUGCACCACCAUGCAUCUGUCCGGGAACCAAAGGAGAGAAGGGCGGGAUUGGAUUUCCUGGUGAAGUGGGUCAUCCUGGAGCGCCGGGACUUGAUGGACCUGAGGGACCCGCUGGUGCUCCUGGCAUGACUGGUGCCGAAGGCGACUUUGGCGACAUCGGACCGAAAGGAGUUCGAGGUGACAGAGGACUGCCAGGUGCGCCUGGUCAUCCUGGUCUCCCAGGACUCGACGGACUUCCAGGAUUGAAAGGAGAAGAAGGAAUACCGGGAUGUAAUGGAACAGAUGGAUUCCCCGGACGGCCAGGACUUGCAGGACCACCUGGACCACCUGGACCUCCUGGAGCUCCCGGAAGACCUGGUCUUACCGGACUACCAGGAGAAGGUGGAGUCAAUUCAGCUGGACGUAAAGGAGAAAAGGGCAACACAGGAACACCUGGAAUGCCUGGUCUACCAGGACGCGAUGGUUUGCCUGGAUUGAAAGGAUGGAAAGGAGAUCCUGGACCACAGGGGCCGCCUGGAUUCCCUGGACCACCUGGUCCAAAAGGAAGAAUGGGAGCACGUACACCAGGUGUUAAAGGAGAAAAGGGUUUGCAAGGACCUCCUGGAUUACCUGGUCCACCAGGAGCAUUCCCUGGGGCAUCUGCUCCAGAAGAAAUUGAAGUUCUUCAGGGCCCUAUUGGACCCCCAGGAGUGAAAGGAGAAAAAGGUCGCGAUGGACCCAUGGGACCUCCAGGACUGAUGGGCGUGAAUGGAGCAGACGGAUAUCCUGGUCUAAAAGGCCAGAAAGGAGAUAUUGGUGAUGCAGGAAAUCGAUUAGUCUAUAGUGAAAGCCUCAGCCAUAAUCCGCAUCUUUACAGGGCAAGCGAGGCAAAGAUGGCGUUCAUGGGCAGUUCGGUGAGAAAGGAUCUCAAGGAGAGCAAGGUCUCCCUGGUCUUCCCUGGAUAUCCUGGACCCAAAGGAGAGGCUGGAGAACCGGGAUAUGAUGGUCGCCCUGGUAUAGAAGGAGAUGUUGGACCACCAGGACCAUUUGGAGAAGGUCACGGAGAUGCUGGAGUACGCGGCUUGCAAGGAAUUGAUGGAGUACCGGGCCCAAAAGGUUUGCCUGGCAAGGACGGUCUCCCGGGAGCUGUUGGACCUAGAGGACCUGUUGGAGCUCCUGGCCCUCAAGGACGCCCUGGUUUGGAUGGACUUCCUGGCUACUCGGAAAAGGGAGAUCGUGGUGACGAUGGUUAUCCAGGUUUCGCUGGUGAACCCGGCAUGCCUGGUGAAGAAGGUGACUGUGGGCCUCCUGGUGAGGACGGUCCACCUGGCUACGAUAUUCAAGGUCCACCAGGAGUCGACGGUCAGCCAGGAAGAGACGGAUAUCCUGGACUACCUGGCGAAGUUGGUGAGCCGGGCUACCCUGGAGAAAAGGGAUUCCCCGGAGCAGGUGUGAAAAAGGUUGGUCCACCAGGACAACCGGGACUCAUGGGACCUCCAGGAGAAAACGGACGAAUUGGUCUUGACGGAUUGCCGGGACCACCAGGAGACAAAGGUCCAAGAGGAGACGAUUGCGGAUACUGCCCGGAUGGUCUUCCUGGACUGAAGGGAGAGCCAGGAGUGCCCGGUGUUGAUGGAUAUCCUGGACCUCCCGGCCCAGAUGGUGAAAUGGGUGAUUGUGGCCUGAAGGGUUUACCAGGAAAGCCGGGAUUCCCUGGACCGGAUGGACUUCCCGUAAGAAGAAUUGAAUACUCUUUCCCCCAUGGAUCAGUGGGUUUGCCAGGAAUUCCUGGAUAUCCCGGAUUGAAAGGAGAAGCUGGAGAGAUUAUCGGCCCAAUGGAAAAUCCGCCUGGCGUUGAUGGAGCCAAGGGAGAACGAGGAGUUCCUGGUGAGUCG
Cooperia oncophora is the source of this 2049-nucleotide messenger RNA. The record is from the annotation of a GenBank genome assembly. NCBI's taxonomy places the organism in Eukaryota, Metazoa, Nematoda, Chromadorea, Rhabditida, Trichostrongylidae.